This is a messenger RNA of Plasmodium malariae, 1224 nucleotides long. RefSeq names its product PelOta protein homologue, putative. The record is from RefSeq and is a predicted model, not a curated record. The transcript has a single exon. Gene Ontology annotation, biological process: RNA surveillance; nonfunctional rRNA decay; ribosome disassembly. Lineage: Eukaryota; Apicomplexa; Aconoidasida; Haemosporida; Plasmodiidae. Gene Ontology annotation, cellular component: cytoplasm. The coding region runs from base 1 to 1224 and encodes 407 amino acids.
AUGACUAUAUCCCUCCUUUUGGAGGAAGAUGAUGAUUUAUGGCACUUGUAUAAUUUAGUAAGCAUGAAUGACGAAAUAGAGGCUUUCACUUCAAGAAAAGUUUAUAAAGAGAUAGGAAACAAUUCAUAUGUUACAGAAAUAAAGAAGAUGGUGUUAAUUUUAUGUAUUACUAAAAUAGAUUUCGAUUCAGUAAAUAAUAACCUGAGGGUGUCAGGUAAAAAUGUGAAAACCAAUGACUUUGUUAAAAUAGGUCAAUACCACACUUUCGAUAUAGGUAUAAAUGAGAAAAUAAAAAUCGUAAAAAAGAAUUGGGAUAAUAUAUAUAAAGAGAAAUUAGAAGAAUGUACAAAUAUAAAAAAGUGUGCAGAAAUUGGUAUUUUGUUAAUUGACUGUGGUCAUGCAAAUAUGUACUUACUUACAGAAUAUUUAUAUAAAAAUAUAUUUACAGUUAAUAAAAUAAUUCAUAAAAAAAAAGAAAAAAAACAUAACAACAAUUCUUUAUAUAAAAAAUCAUUAGAAAAAUUCUUUAGUGAUGUGUUAAAUAAUUUAUAUCAAAAUAUAAAUUUUGAAAAAAUGAAAUGUAUUGUCUUCGGUGGUCCAGGUUUUUAUAAAAAUGAUUUCUUUGAUUAUAUAUAUGAAAAAUCGGAUGUAAAAAAUAAUAAAGAAAUAUUAAGCAUUAAGCAUAAAAUAAUUAUUGUAAAGACUUCUAGUAUUUAUAAAAAUUCUUUAAACGAAAUUUUAAAUGAUGAAUGUAUGAAGAAAAAAAUACUUAAUAUGAAAGUUGUAUCUCAUGUUAAUAUUCUUAACAAAUUUUACAAAAUAUUUGAAAAAAACGAAGAAAAAGUAUGUUACGGAUAUAAUGAAUUAAAUUAUGCUGCCUCUGUUAAUGCAAUCGAUUCGUUAUUAAUAACUGAUAAGACAUUUAGAAAUUGCGAUGUGAAUCGUAGAAAAGAAUAUGUUAAAAUGAUUGAAAACGUUAAAAAAUUUGGAGGAAGUGUCUAUAUAUUUUCUGAUAAUCAUACAUCAGGCGAACAGUUAAAUGCCUUGUCAGGUAUAGCAGCUAUUUUGAAAUUUCCCAUUUUUUUUGAAAACAGUACGGAGCAACAUGAUAAUAAUAAUAAACAUGAGGGGGACGAAUAUGAGGACGAGCUAACUUUAGAGCAAUGCCCGUGGGGGCAUGUACAGAAGAGGGAGGAUGCCCACACGUGCAAUGAUUUUAUGUGA